Molecule: messenger RNA, 219 nt
Organism: Chondrus crispus (carragheen)
Lineage: Eukaryota; Rhodophyta; Florideophyceae; Gigartinales; Gigartinaceae
Exons: 1
Coding region: 1-219 (72 amino acids)
Source: RefSeq, a predicted model, not a curated record
AUGUACAGGGGGGGUCGCGAUAUAGUGCUACCCUGUGUCAGUGGGCCGAAAACGGCACUAUAUCGAACCAGGCACUGCAAGAUACUGAGAUUCACGCCUUUUUUGCAGCAACUUGCUUGCAUCACUGCUCAGAAAGACCGCUCGCAGGACGCCGCCAUCACUCAUACUUUACAUCUUCACUACACAGACUCCCGUCUAUUCAAGCAUUUCUGCUAUUAG